Molecule: messenger RNA, 1740 nt
Organism: Kluyveromyces lactis
Lineage: Eukaryota; Fungi; Ascomycota; Saccharomycetes; Saccharomycetales; Saccharomycetaceae
Gene: LYP1
Product: lysine permease
Exons: 1
Coding region: 1-1740 (579 amino acids)
Biological process (GO): amino acid transmembrane transport
Cellular component (GO): membrane
Molecular function (GO): amino acid transmembrane transporter activity
Source: RefSeq, a predicted model, not a curated record
AUGGGGUUUCCAGGAAGCAAGUAUAGCUCAUCGAGCAACUCAGGUAUUGGAGUGACUAAAUCAAUCAAAGGCAUGUUUUCUACAGACUCAGGAACUUUAAGCAAAAGAUCCAAAGCCGGUGAAGAUAGCAUAGAACUAUCAGAUGUCCAAGUGUCUAGUGAGUUAUACGAUCACGCGGAAAGCGAGGAAGGGGAAGGGGAUUUCCACGAGACAGAAGUCAAAAGAGCAUUGAAGCCAAGACAUGUGUCUAUGAUUGCCCUUGGUGGUACUAUCGGUACGGGUUUAUUUGUCGGAAUUGCUAAACCACUUUCUCUUUCAGGGCCAGUCGGUUCUUUGAUCGCAUAUAUUUUCAUGGGAUCAGUAGUGUAUUUCGUAACCCAAUCGUUGGGUGAAAUGGCUACGUUCAUUCCAGUCACUUCUUCGAUUACAGUAUUUUCAAAGAGAUUUUUAUCUCCAGCUUUUGGAGUAGCUAACGGUUACAUGUACUGGUUUAAUUGGGCUAUCACUUACGCAGUGGAACUUUCUGUUUUGGGUCAAAUUAUCAAUUAUUGGACCGAUGCGGUACCAUUGGCAGCAUGGAUUGCCAUCUUUUGGGUUUUACUCACUGCUGCAAACUUUUUCCCAGUUAAAUGGUACGGUGAAUUUGAAUUUUGUGUCGCUUCCAUCAAAGUCAUUGCCAUUGUUGGCUACCUACUUUACGCUCUGAUCAUCGUAUGCGGUGGUUCCUCUCAAGGCCCUAUUGGGUUCCGUUAUUGGAGAAAUCCUGGCCCAUGGGGUACCGGUACCAUUGCUAAAAAUGUCAAUAAAGCCAGAUUUUUGGGAUGGGUUGGUUCCUUGGUCAAUGCUUCUUUCACCUAUCAAGGCACAGAAUUAGUCGGUAUCACAGCCGGUGAAGCUUCAAACCCAAGAAAAACUGUACCAAAAGCUAUUAACAAGGUGUUUUUCAGGAUUUUAGUCUUUUACAUUGGUUCUUUGUUCUUUGUCGGUUUAUUAGUUCCAUACAACAGCCCUCAAUUGGAAAGUAAUAGUGCAGUCAUUGCAUCUUCCCCAUUUGUUAUUUCCAUUCAAAAUGCUGGUACUAAGGUACUACCUGACAUUUUCAACGCGGUUGUGCUAGUGACGAUUCUUUCUGCUGGUAACUCCAAUGUGUACGUUGGUUCCAGAGUCCUUUACUCCCUAGCCCUUAGCGGUAAUGCCCCAAAACAAUUUUCUUACGUUACCAAACAAGGUGUCCCAUACUUGGGUGUUAUUUGCACUGCUUUGCUAGGUCUAUUGGCCUUCUUGGCAACGAACGAAAAUGCAAAUACAGCUUUCAAUUGGUUAAUUAAUAUCUCUACUUUGGCUGGUCUUUGCGCAUGGUUCUUCAUUUCCGUUGCCCAUAUCAGAUUCAUGCAAUGUUUGAAGCUUCGGGGUAUUUCUCGUGACAGUUUACCUUUCAAGGCUAAAUUGAUGCCAUGGGGUGCUUACUAUGCCGCAUUUUUUGUUGGUCUUAUUGUUUUCAUCCAAGGUUUCACAGCUUUUGCACCAAGAUUUGACGUAUCGGAAUUCUUCACUGCAUACAUUUCUUUAAUCUUGCUUGUGGUAUUGUUCAUUCUUUGCCAACUGUACUAUAGAUGCAGAUUUUUAACCAAGAUAGAGGAUAUUGAUAUCGACUCAGAUAGAAGAGAAAUAGAUGCCAUCAUCUGGGAAGAUGAUGAGCCAAAGAAUUUAUGGGAAAAAUUUUGGGUUGCCCUAGCAUAA